CGUUAUCCCACUGCAGGUGGCCGGACAGCGCGGAUGCUCUGGUACCCAAGGAUGCUCCGGUACCCGCGGUGCCGCCGAGGCUGAAGGCUCCCCGCUCGCUGCCUCCUCUUCCUCGGGUGCAGCCUGCUAAUGAACUCUCCCUCUGCCCUGACCAUGAAAGACAGAGGACACCUCAGAUAGCCGCAUGGCUUGCAGCUGAAAGCUUGGGGAACCUGAAGCUCAGUCUCCAAAAGGCAGUCGGACAGAAAUCCUCACCUGCGAGUGCCUCGCCACCGCCGCAAGACACAGAGGGAGAAGCAGCAAGACCAGCACUGCUCCUGUCAACCCCCUGACCACCCAGCAUCCUGGAGCACUGCGCAUCUCGCCACCCAACGCAUUUACAUUGGCGGAACCAUCCUUUGGGAGAAAGGAAUUUUAGCUCCAAAGAGUCUCUCUUGUCAGAGUUGUACUGAUGUUCAAAUGCUAUAUUUAUUUUAUGUAUUAAUGUUCAAAAGCCCCAAUAAUUAUUUAAGGCGAACCACAGUUUAAGGCACCUUCCACAGCGACGCAUUUGCAGCAGACAAGAAGGUUAAGAAAACCUGAUCCAGCACCAUCUCACGGCCUCUCCAAUUUACUCCUAUCAAAUUUCAUCAGCGACUCAGAACUUGAUCUUUCUAUUGAUUGACUGGAGUCACCUCUAGAUAUUUUCAUGCUGAUUUGGAAGCCCUUUCAUACAAUAAAAAGGGGGAAAAAUGAGGUUAAGGAAGACUUUUGACCACUGAUCAACAACUCCAGCCAAAACUUUCCCAAUCAAGUGAUUUGCAACGUUAGCUUCUGAGCCGAGUGAAACUUUCCACAUCCCAGUCCAGCGUGCAUUCCUGCUAUCAACUGGAUCUCCUUCAACUGGAUCAUUUUUAGAUGAGGAGUUUCCAUGCUGAUCCCGAGAGGAACCCCUAGUCCAGUAGCUGCCUUCCUCGGGACUCCCGGCGCUGCCCUCGCCCAGGGAUCCCACACUUGGCCGCAGCUGCCAUGCUCUACCUGGUUGCUCUCCUCUUGCACUGUCUCCCCUUGGUCAUGGGACAGUAUGACAUUUGCAAGUCCUGGGUGACCACAGACGAUGGACCAUCAUGGGAGUUUUAUGCUUGUCAACCCAAGGCCAUGCGGAUGAAGGGUUACGUGACUGUGCGGGUGGAUCCAGCAGGAAUCACUUGUGGGGACCCGCCGGAGAGAUUCUGCACCCAUGAGAACCCGUACCUGUGCAGCGACGAGUGUGACGCCUCCAACCCAGACCUGGCCCACCCGCCAAAGCUCAUGUUUGACAGCGAGGAUGAUGGGCUGGCCACGUACUGGCAAAGUGUGACGUGGCGCCGCUACCCAGAGCCGCUGCUGGCCAACAUCACGCUGUCCUGGAACAAGAGCAUCGAGCUGACAGAUGACAUCGUAAUAACCUUCGAGUACGGCCGACCCACCAUCAUGAUGCUGGAGAAGUCGCUGGACAAUGGGAGGACUUGGCACCCAUACCAAUAUUAUGCAGAUGACUGCAUGGAGGCCUUCAGCAUGCCAGCACGGAGGGUCCGGGACCUCUCCACCACCAGUGCCAACAGGGUCCUCUGCACGGAGGAGUAUUCCCGCUGGGCGGGUUCCAAAAAAGAGAAGACCGUCCGAUUCGAGGUGAGGGACCGCUUUGCUAUCUUUGCUGGCCCUGAGCUCAAGAACAUGGACAACUUGUACACCCGGCUGGAGAGCGCCAAAGGACUCAAGGACUUCUUCACCGUGACCGACCUGCGGAUGAGGCUGCUGAGACCUGCCCUGGGGGGCACCUACGUGCAGAGGGAGAAUUUGUAUAAGUACUUCUAUGCCGUCUCCAACAUUGAAGUCACUGGCAGGUGUAAAUGCAACCUCCACGCUAACCUGUGCACCUUCAAAGAAGGCAGCCUUCAGUGCGAGUGUGAGCACAACACCACAGGGCAGGACUGCGGCAAAUGCAAGAAGAACUUUCGCUCCAGGUCUUGGCGAGCAGGAUCCUACCUGCCUCUACCCAAUGGUUCCCCCAAUGCAUGUGCAGCUGCAGGCUCAGCCUUUGGCACGUAUGAGCGACCGCAGCGGGUUACCACUGCAAAAACCACCUCUGCAAAAACCACCACCACUACCACAACGCCCACCACCACCACCUCAACCACCACCACCACAACCACCACCGCGCCCCUACCUGCCACCACCACCCAACCAGCAAGCAUCAUCACACCAGCCUCCGAGUUUGCUGCCUCUGUGCCCGUGAGAGAAACACAGAAAAAAACAGACUACAGCGGCUUGUCAGCUGCCGCCCCCCUGCAAGUGGGCUCCCCCUCAGCCAAGGCUGGCCCCGGAGCAGAAGCUGUUGAGCGCCCACCAAACGCAGCAGCACUUGGACCCACGCUGAAGCCACCAGACCCUCCUGAGAAUGUUCGAGCAGCUCCGAAGAGCAAAGCAGGGCGCACAGCACACUCUGCAGGCAAGAGGCACGGGAAGAAGCCAGCAUCCUCAAAGAGCUCAAAACUCAUCCGGCUCAAACCAGACUCUGGUCCAGUGGCUCCUAUUGAAACAUAUAAAGACUGCGAGUGCUACGGACACUCCAACCGCUGCAGCUACAUCGACUUCUUGAACGUGGUGACCUGUGUGAGCUGCAAGCACAACACAAGGGGCCAACACUGCCAGCACUGCCGCCUGGGCUUCUACCGCAACAGCUCGGCGGAGCUGGAUGACGAGAAUGUAUGCAUAGAAUGUAACUGCAACCAGAUCGGCUCCCUGCACGACCGCUGCAACGAGACCGGCUACUGUGAAUGCAAAGAAGGUGCCACGGGGCCCAAGUGCGACGACUGCUUGCCCAACUACUACUGGAGACAGGGCUGCUACCCCAACGUCUGCGACGAUGAGCUCCUGCUCUGCCAGAACGGCGGCACGUGCUACCAGAACCAGCGCUGCAUUUGCCCUGUGGGCUUCAAGGGGGUCCUGUGCCAGCAAUCCAGGUGCGAAGCCGACAAAAAGGACUGUGAUGGUGUCCCCAGCACGCACAGCAGCGUCAGUGCCAUCCUCCUCGGAGUGCUCGCCCUCCAGCUGUGCGGCUGGGUGGACCUCUGAAGCCGCAGAGCAGGGAGCUCAGCCCAGGCACGUCACCCGAGGGACCUGGGGUGACUAAGGUAAUGGGUGGCUCUCCCCACUGUCUCCUCCGCCUUCCUUCACGCUAGGACUUGCACAACGUCUUCUGGUCCACUUUCCAAGCAGAGAGGUAUGCAGAAAAUCAGGGGCUGACUCCUGCCCACGAACCCAUCCUGGCAGCCGCCGGGGUGGCCGCAGCGCAGAGCCGGCUGCCGAGCAGCAGCGUGGGGACUGCACCAGCCGGAGCUGGGGUCAUGGUCCCACAGCCCGUGCCGUGGGACCUCCGUGCAGUGACUCUCCUUCCGCACAGGGCAACCUGGGGCCAGGGGGGCCCUGGUGAAAUAGUGCCGCGAUCCAAGGGAUAUUUUUUUUAUUAUUACUUUAUUUACUUUGGUAUAGGCUGGGGUGUUCUUUUUAUUUUUCCUUUUCUUAGUAUUCUGUUUCGGAAGAGCCUCUCAUGACAACUCCAGAGCCCCAUAAAGCAACAGGCAGGGGAAGAGGAAGGAGGGAAGGGGGGAAUCUGGUCCAUCCUUGCUGCAUAGUCCCACGUCCCACCAUUGGUCUGGCCGGGCCACACAAAUACCAUUGCCUACAACUCUAGUUGCUGCAUUGAUUUUGUAUUUUCAUCACUGGGAUUUGUUUUCUUGCAAUUACAGAGGACGCAGGGGCCAUUAGGCAUUGGUACAUGAGGAGUGCAGUGUCUUAUCCAUACAUUUCUGUAUAGUGUACGGUUCAAAUAUCUUUUUUUUUUUUUUUAGUAGAGACUUAUUUUUGUUUGGAUUAAAUGUUAUAAAAGAACCACAAGUGAAAGGGACAUUUCUCCAUGAGCAUUUGAUUCUGGUGUAUCCUCCUCCAGUAAAGCAAGUAUCAGUUGCUGCCUGAUCACCACGUUUUCCUUUUUGUGUGCACAGUUAAUUACAGGUAAAGACUUAUUUUUUGAUUCUUAAUGUCCUCUUGUGUUUUCUGAGUCACUACCAAGGUGCACCACAUGGUGAGGGAGAAGGGAGGGAGAGAGAGGUUGCCUCGUCACUGAGAGCUGUUAAUUAUUUCUCCUAAUUACUUUGCUGAACCUAGGUUAGACUACUAACUGUAGACAAUGAGCAAAGCCUGAGUGAUGUAUUAAGCAUAAGGCCAUUUUAAAAUGAGUUUGCAGCAGGAGAAGGCUGGAUAGCCCAAGGAUGCUUCUCCAGGGGGACCUCAUGUCGAACCCCAUUGCAGCACCUCAUAGAGCUGGUGCCAUGAUGCACCUUUGCAUAAAAGAACUGUUUAUAUCGAAUACCUUUAAGCAGACAGAAUCUGGGCCUUCAGUGUAGAGCUCAUAGGAAUUAGAUCAACUCAUUUAAGGCUUAUAAACAUGCCGCUGUUGGGAAGCAUUUGCAGUCAAGCCAGGAGAAACCGGAGAGAAGAAAUUAUGUAUCAUCUCAGGCAGAACAAUGGGAAUGUCAUGAACACAGAGCUUUAAUUUUGUAAUGUCUAAAGAUUUACCAAACCAGGAGCUGACUGAGUGGAGGAUUAGAAGAUGGGAGACACCUCCUACCUCCAGCACAUUCAGUUCUGGGCUAGUUCUCUUGACAAGGGAGCAACCCCAGCUCUUACCCAGCCUGGUUGCCCCCUGAGCCAGCCCAGGAGACCCACACAAUCCAACCUUGAGCCACCAAUGGCAUUUCUAGGUCUGGUGUCCUUGCCAGAGCGCUAGUCCAAGAGCUUCCCUAUCAAUAUCUUCUCUGUUUCAACACUUGGUCUCUGUGGUCCUGUCCCUACAGCCCAUCCUGCUCAGCUGGGGCCUUUGCUGGGAGCAGCCCAAGUUUCAAAAGAGCAGGAGCCUGUAAGAUCUUCCAGCCUGACGUUACAGAUAGUGCAUACGCAGCCAGUGCUCCUGAAAUGCAGCCGUCCCCAAGAAGAGGGAGCAAUGAACCCGUACUAGGAGAAAGGAGAAGAAAAUGGGAACAGAGGUGCAGGAUGGUUAUUGUCACAUCAAAGAGCAACACAAAUCUGAUGCAUGUUUUGAGCAGUAUUUAGCACCACAGAGGCAGGUCACGCCGCUUAGUUAAUCCACCAUAAAAUAAACGAGGGUUAAACUCACCCUGCUGAGAUGUGCUCUUUGAGGGAGUGGGCUCGCACGAUGCCUCCCUUUCCAUAAUGCAGUCGGUUGUUGUCUGUUGUUAUUGACACUCGCUCUUGACUGCAAUAUAUUUAAAAUCCUUAUACGUUACUGUCCUUAAAAGUAAUAGCAUAGAACAAACUGUAACAAGAUCAAGAUCUCUAAUGGCACUUCUGGAAGGUGAAGCAACAUUCUCCUUUCCCUGCGCUACUGUUUUUCUCUAGAAUAUUGGAUUAAGCAACAGAAAAUUUACUACUUCAUAAAACCAUAUCCCAGACAAAUUCUGCACCCAGCAGCUCCCCUGCAAACACACUUUUAUUGCGAUGCAAGCAGGAACGUGCCCAGCAGCACUGAAUUCACAUGGAAAAUAACCUGAGAAGAGCACAACAAAGCUCAGAACAACCCCAGAGAGAAGACUGCUGAAGGUGGUACGCCACUGCACUAGGCCUUUCUAGGUUUGGAGGAUUUUCUCUUGGUUGAUUGGGUGUUGAUUGAUUAGUUUGGGGGUCUUGUUUGUUUGUUUUUAAGACAAGACAUCACUGGCUUCUGAACUCAUCUCAUGGUGGUACCUCCCUAUGGAACCAGGAUACCAUUAAUGUUCGGUCCUGGACCUUCUUUAACCAAAGCCCAAUGAAUAGUUCUGUACCAUCAAUGAGACAGGCAGUUGUGGUUCUAAACCUCCUGCAGCUAUGCUAAAGGACACCUGAAUAACUCUGAAGAUGAUGAGUGGGCAACAAAACCAAACCAAAACACAAGUCCACCUUCCACACCACUUAUACCAUUCUUAGGCUCUUACCAGUCAU
This is a messenger RNA of Cuculus canorus (common cuckoo), 6018 nucleotides long. RefSeq names its product netrin G2 (gene NTNG2). NCBI's taxonomy places the organism in Eukaryota, Metazoa, Chordata, Aves, Cuculiformes, Cuculidae. Bases 1009 to 3096 code for a protein of 695 amino acids. The record is from RefSeq and is a predicted model, not a curated record. The transcript is spliced from 14 exons.